Molecule: messenger RNA, 2536 nt
Organism: Vollenhovia emeryi
Lineage: Eukaryota; Metazoa; Arthropoda; Insecta; Hymenoptera; Formicidae
Product: aminopeptidase N-like
Exons: 10
Biological process (GO): peptide catabolic process; proteolysis
Cellular component (GO): cytoplasm
Molecular function (GO): zinc ion binding; metalloaminopeptidase activity; peptide binding
Source: RefSeq, a predicted model, not a curated record
CGUGUUACAUUGAAAUGUGAUAGGUGGUUGGCCGCAACGCAUUUCGAGGCAACUUGGGCGCGACGGGCGUUUCCAUGUUGGGACGAGCCGGCAUUAAAAGCCACUUUCAAUAUCUCCAUAAAACAUCGUCGAAACUACACAGCUGUGUCAAAUAUGCCGAUACGGGAUCAAUCGAACGACGAAGAUGAUAUGAUAUGGACACACUUUGACACCACUCCCGUCAUGUCCACCUAUCUCGUAGCAUUUGUAGUGUCCGAUUAUGUUCGAGUUCCUAACGCAGAUGAAACGCUCAACAUGUGGUGCAGAGCAGCAUUGGCACCGUAUUCAAAAUUUGCACAGGAGGUCGCUCAAAAGUCUAGAGAAAUAUUGAUAGAAUAUACUAAUAGCACCUAUCAAGUCCCGAAAGUGGAUCAUUUAGCAGUUCUAGAGCUGACAGCUGGCGCCAUGGAAAAUUGGGGACUCAUUAUUUAUCGUGAAAAGGACUUUGCAUACAAUGAAGAGAAACAUUCGCUGAGUCAUAAACAAAAUGUAGCAGUGACAGCAGCACAUGAAAUGGCGCAUCAAUGGUUUGGAAAUUUAGUUAGCCCGUUAUGGUGGUCUCACGUGUGGCUAAACGAAGGAUUUGCAUCAUUUUUCGAAGAAUAUAUUCUCAAUGAGAUUUUCAAAGAAUGGCGAACAAUGGACUUCUUUGUUAUCAAAACUCAACAUACAGCUCUUCAUAUUGACAUUGCUAAGUAUAUGAAGCCUAUUACAUUCGAAGCUAACACUCCUAACGAAAUUCAAUCACUUUUCUCUGGUGCCAGUUAUGGUAAAGCACCUGCUAUACUGCGCAUGUUACAGCAUACUAUUACCCCUGAGGUAUUUCGGAACGGUUUAAUUCAAUAUUUACACAAACAUCAGUUUAGUUCGGCUACUUCCGACGACUUGUGGAACGCCCUGCAAGCAGCCCUUGAUGAAUCAAAUGUUCCACAUAAUGCUUACAAAUUGAAAGAAGUAAUGGACACCUGGUUAAAACAAAGACAUUAUCCUCUGGUACGCGUGACCCGAAAUUAUGACACCGGCGAAACAAUACUAACGCAAGAACAUUUUCGUCCAAAAAACGAAAAUAUCGACAGGGAUAAAUGGUGGAUACCUUUAAGUUUUGCUACGCAAACGAAUCCCGACUUUUCCAAUACUCUGCCCACACAUUGGCUGAGACCACAAGAUAAAAAUAUAAGUAUUGAUGGCAUCGACCCAGAUGAUUGGGUUAUAGUCAAUGUACAACAAAUGGGAUACUAUCGCGUUAAUUACGACGAUACGAACUGGCGAAAAAUUGUGAGUUAUCUCAAUUCUGACAAUUAUACAAAAAUACACGUGCUUAAUCGAGCUCAAAUCAUUGAUGAUGCAUUUCAUCUUAUGAUAACACAGCAUCUCGAUAUUGAGAUGUUUAAGGAUCUCGCAAAUUACCUGUCUCGGGAAACAGAUAUUGUAGGGUUAUACCCUAUGUUCAAUGUAUUAGACCUCACACGGGAAUUUUAUCAAUAUCCAGAACUGGAUUACUUCAAGCAAUAUGUACUGCACAUUUUGGAUGAACUUAUUAAAAACGUAGGAUAUGAAGGAGAUCCUAUCGAGGAUGAUCUUACAAAACUUAAGAGAUCCAACAUUCUAGAAUGGGCAUGUAAUUUUGGACAUUCUGAGUGCAAAAGAAUGGCCUCUGUUAAAUUAAACAAAUUUCUUGCAGAUACUGGAACACACAAAGUACCCUCAGACUUAACAGAAUGGAUGUAUUGUAAUGGUAUAAAGGGAGCCAACGUGUCUACUUGGAAUAAAUUAAUGGAUGUAUAUUUAACAAAUCAAGAUUUAGAGAGAGAGAGAGAGAGAGAGAUAUUAGAAUACUUGACAUGUUCUGAAAAUCCUGAUAUAAUAAUCAAUUUUAUAAAUACAAGUGUUUCAAAUUACUCCGCCGACGAUUACUAUGACAUUAUUACAAAUAUUGUUGAUAAACAUUCAGAUAACGACGCAGUACUGGACUAUAUGUUAGCAAAUUUAGAAGAAAUAACCCCAAAGAAUAUCGAUAAGUCGGAAAAACUACUAAUGUUUAUUAUCCACAGCGUUCAUUCUCGUGAACGAUUGGACAAGAUCAAGGAAUUCGUGAAAAGUGAAUACGAAGACACAAAGUCCAAAAAGAUUCAGCACUUGAUAGAACACCGAAAAUCUAUACUGACGAAUUAUUUUAAUGAGUUUCCAUUCUAUUCCAACCGUGUACAGUAAAACAAACUUAUCGAGAAUUGUUUUGCUAUCUCUGCUGGUAUUGGGUCACGGAGGAGACAGCUCCUUCACUAUUCUAAGGUGCUGUACCAAUCACGUGCAUACCUGAAUGUAAAGUGAUCAAAAGCAAGCAUUGUCACUCUGCUUUCAGAUGGGAAAUGAGCUACGUGAAGUGAAUUUCACUGAUAUUUCCUCUACACUGAAAGAUAGAAGAGACCUUGGACAAAGUCAAAUUAAGUUAUAAUAAAAGAAAAUAUAUAUAACACAAAUAAAUCUGUAUCUACCGGUA